Messenger RNA from Sphenostylis stenocarpa, 912 nucleotides. The record is from the annotation of a GenBank genome assembly. Lineage: Eukaryota; Viridiplantae; Streptophyta; Magnoliopsida; Fabales; Fabaceae.
AUGGAAUUCCAACCUCCUUUCAUGGUGAUUGCCUUGUUCCUCUUGUUACUGUUUUGGCUAGCAAGAAUUUACAAGCAGAAAAUCGAAGUGAGGAGUGUGGUUCAAAAGCUUCCCCCAGGUCCAUGGAAGCUUCCUCUAAUAGGGAACCUUCAUCAACUAGCAGGAGCAGGCACACUUCCACACCAUACCCUUAAAAAUCUAUCACACAAAUAUGGACCUCUGAUGCACCUUCAACUGGGUGAAAUUUCUGCUGUGGUUGUGUCAUCCCCUGACAUGGCCAAGGAGAUAAUGAAGACACACGAUCUUAAUUUUGUGCAGCAGCCAGAACUCAUUUGUCCUAAAAUCCUGGCCUAUGGAUCAACCGAUAUUGCCUUUGCUCCAUAUGGUGAUUACUGGAGACAUAUGAGGAAAAUAUGUACGAUAGAGCUUCUUAGCGCCAGAAGGGUUCAAUCUUUCUCCUCCAUUCGGGAAGAUGAGGUGGCUAAGCUCAUAGGAUCCAUUCAAGCGUGUGCAUGCGCAGGUUCACAAGUCAAUGUUUCUAAAAGCUUUUCAUCUUUGGUAAGCACCAUUGUGUCAAGAGCAGCCUUUGGUAAAAAAUCUGAGCAUGAAGACCAACUUUUGUUUUUGCUAAAGCAAGGAGUGGAACUGGCGGGAGGGUUUGAUCUUGUUGAUUUGUUCCCUUCAAUGAAACCUAUUCAUCUCAUAACUGGGAUGAAAGCUAAGUUGGAGAAGAUGCAUGAAGAGCUGGACAAGAUUGUAGACAACAUUAUCAUAAAGCAUGCAUCAAAGCAUGGAAAGGGAGAAGCAGAUGAGAAUCUGGUUGAUGUUCUUUUGCGCGUGCAACAAACUGCUACCAUCGACACCCCAUUAACAAUCAACAACAUCCAAGCCAUCAUAUAUGGGCGGGAGUAA